This is a messenger RNA of Dovyalis caffra, 156 nucleotides long. The record is from the annotation of a GenBank genome assembly. NCBI's taxonomy places the organism in Eukaryota, Viridiplantae, Streptophyta, Magnoliopsida, Malpighiales, Salicaceae.
AAUUUAUAUCGGUCAAAACUUCAAUUAUUACUUCCAGGUAUUCUUAAAGAAGGUAAUAUAAUUGUAGGAAAUUUUCAUCUCUCACUCUGCUGCUGCAGACGGACAACUCUUCUUGAAAGUGACAAUAGCUCUCUCAUGAUCAUUCUUAACAUGUGA